CUGUCCACCACAAGCAGACUUGAGCUGGGAGAGCAUUGGCGGGUGAUGAAGGCUCCAUGGCUCCUGAUGUGGGCAGCAUUGCUGCUUCCCACUCCCGGAACAUCUGGGAAAUCUGAGCUGCCCAAGGCCGUGGUGACCCUCGACCCGCCCUGGAUCAAUGUGCUCCAGAAGGAUCUGGUGAAGCUGCACUGCCAGGGCCCCUACAGCCCUGAGGACCCUAAGACCCACUGGUUCCACAACGGCAGCUCCAUGGACACUCAGGGGCAGCCCAGCGUGAGCUUCACGGCCAACAGCAACUCCAGCGGGAGCUAUAGCUGCCAGAUGAAUGGCAGCCUCCUCAGCGACCCGGUGCAGCUGACAGUGAUCUCGGACUGGCUGCUCCUGCAAACUACCGCGUUGCAGUUUCAAGAGGGGGACCCCAUCGUUCUUCGGUGCCACAGCUGGCAGAACAGGCCCUUGGUCAAGGUCUCCUUCUUCCAGGACGGACAAGCCAAGAAUUUCUCCCACUAUGAUCAGAAAUUCUCCAUCUCGAAGGCCAACCUGAGCCACAGUGGGAAGUACAGCUGCCGGGGCUACAUCGGGAGAAAGGAGCACAACUCAAAGCCAGUGGCCAUUGCUGUCCUAGGUGGGCACACCACUGACACAGGGGCCCCUACCAGCCUCAAAUCUUUGAUAGUGACAGUGGUGGCAGUGCUGGCCGUGGUGGCUGUAGUCCUGGGUGUGGCUGCCUGGUGGAGUCUUCGCCGGAAGAAGUUCUCAGUUGCGUGCCCCAAUGCUGAGGAGGUGUCGAAAAAGGAGACGGAGAACACCAUCACAUACUCUAUACUGACACAUCCAGAAGAGGAGACCCCUAAGUACCUGAAUAGCACAUAGCCUCCCCGCUGUCCUGAGGGGUCCCAGAGAGACACCUCUGCCUGAGAAGUGGAGCUGGCCCACCACCACAGAAGACUCUGUGGCCUCUGCAGCCCCAAGCAUUGUCUGUCCCACACACAGAUAGAUGGAUGGAUGGAUGGAUGGCUGUCACAGCAGCUCCACUAUGGAUACGCACUGACAUACGUGACUUCAGACUGUGCCAAUCACUAACAUGUGCCCUAUGCUCUCAGAGAUGGGGUGGCGCCUGGCGACAAUUUUUA
Suncus etruscus (white-toothed pygmy shrew) is the source of this 1133-nucleotide messenger RNA. Its product is annotated as low affinity immunoglobulin gamma Fc region receptor II-like. Lineage: Eukaryota; Metazoa; Chordata; Mammalia; Eulipotyphla; Soricidae. The transcript has 7 exons. Gene Ontology annotation, molecular function: transmembrane signaling receptor activity. The coding region runs from base 46 to 873 and encodes 275 amino acids. Gene Ontology annotation, biological process: cell surface receptor signaling pathway. The record is from RefSeq and is a predicted model, not a curated record.